GUGAAUAAUUAUAUAAGAACCGUAAAACUGACAAACUUUUCUAUUCAAUUUGUUGAGAUUACCUGUUGUUACACGUUCUUUAGGUUCUGGUAGUGUAGAUUUCUCAUUCAAUUCGCGUCUUUCCGCUUCAGAGAGACUAGGAUCGUGAUUCCAAUAGUUAAGCAAAGCAUUCUGAAUAAUAUUAGAAAACAGUAACCUCACUUUCUUCAAUACUGACCUGUAAAAGUUCGAAAAGUCUACUAAUAUCAGUAGAAGAAGGUGUCUGACCCCUCUUUUCGAUAUCUAUUCGUGCAUGUUUGAACCCCAAACUCAGACGAUGACCUAACUCCUCGAAACCAUCAACAUUUUCGCUAAUGUCAUUAAAAAAUGCUUCUAAAUGGGUUGAUAGAGAUAUGUAGAAAGUAGGGGGAUCAGAAAAAGUGGAGAUUCUUAAAUCGAUUGGAAGAACUAUAUAACUGUUGACAUCAGUCAAUACAUUACGUAUUAGAGACGUCUUUCCAGUUGAAGCAGCACCAAAGAUUACGGUAAAUGUAGCAUCCGAAUUAAGUAUAGUUCUUAUUCUGUUCUCCUCGGAUCUCUCAAAGUAAUUCGGUUGUUUAACGAAUGUUCUGACUGGGGGCAAACGUACUUUCUCAUUCGUUUCAAUUAACUCAUUUUUGACCUUUUCUAGUUCAUUCUUCGCUUCAGUUAUUUGAGUUAAUGUUUCUUUCGGAUUACCAAUUGCAGCUAAGUUUGCUUUAAUAAUGACUUAAUAUAUGCGUAAUAUCCACACCUAAAAGAUCACUUAUACCAAAUAAACUUCUUGCUUGAAUAGCGUUAUUGAAUUUUGAUAUUUUUAUUCGUCUGGAUAUUCCUGAGCAUCGAUGUAACAUUUCAAGGUUACUUUCAUCAUUAUUUCAUAGAUACAGUUAUGGAGUUGUACACAGGUGCACCCACAAAAUCACAAUUAUCUAAUAAGCGUCCAAUUUAUGAUGAUUAUGUAAAGAUCAUUUUUAUGAGAAUACCUUUGGAUCAUACGGAAGAGGAAUCGUUUGAUUUCCAUGAUAAGACUGAACUGUCUUCUAGCCUAAAAAAGGCGAAUAAUACGUCAUUAAUUUCUCAUCGGUCUUUGAAUACAACGAAUAAUAUCACACAAAGGAGCGACUUCUCAAUAAGGAAUCCACCCAUGUAUAAUUUUUCAGUUAAUAACUUGAUAUCUAUUCAAUCUGUAUACUUCAACGUACCGCAUAUACCAAACAAGCCAAUUAACGUCAUUUUAUAUAUACUAUCAGCUGAAAUAAAAUCAUUGAAACUAAAGAAUGGAUUGCAAAUGAAGAGAUUGUUUUUAACAGGUACUGAUGAAGCUGGCUUACCGAUUCAAAUUAGCAUUUUCGAAAAUGAAGUUAAAAAGAUAAACAGCGUGAACGAUGAAGAGAGCGUUUGUAGGACAGGUGACAUAAUCUAUUUAGAAUCGACAAAUGUUAAAGUCAGAGAAAUGGAAGGUAUACCCACGCCGUUCCUUACAAACGGAACGUACACGGUUUGUUAUAGGUACAACAUCUACUCUCAAGAUAAGAAUUGGCGUAGAUAUAGACCGGAUUGGCUAGCUACUCAUAGGCCAAGUUUACGUGUACUUAAAUUGUAUGAAUGGAUCGAAUCUAAUUUGUGACUUGUGACUAUAGCGAAGAAUCUGAAUCAGGAAUGAAUACAGACAUUCCAGUU
Molecule: messenger RNA, 1701 nt
Organism: Wallemia mellicola CBS 633.66
Lineage: Eukaryota; Fungi; Basidiomycota; Wallemiomycetes; Wallemiales; Wallemiaceae
Exons: 2
Coding region: 911-1648 (245 amino acids)
Source: RefSeq, a predicted model, not a curated record